AUGGCCACUGGAAUGUACAUGGACACGCGGCUGCAGCAGCAGUUCUGGGGCUAUGGCGGCUACUCGCAGCGCGAUCUCUACGAGCCUCCUCCGCCGAUCCCCAACCCCAGUCCCCCCAUCGGCCGCCUUGCGCGUCCCGCGCUACUCGUCAUUCCGCCGGUCGUUCCCGCUCCGCUCACCCCCACUCCAGUCGCGCUGAUGCGGGAGAUUGAGCGCUACAACCGGAAGAAGAACGCGGAGAGGGCGGAAAAGCUAGCGGCCGAUCGCCCAGCGGGUCCCCCCGUGCGCCCGCGCAGGCGGAGGGUUUGGGACGACAUGUUCUUUGACCUCCCCCCGACACCCCCUCCCCGACGCGCGUGUGCUCCCGCCGCGCCCGUCACUCACGUUACUCCGUCGGAGUCACUUCAGGUCGUCACAGCUAGUACCGCGCCCGCGCCGAGCGCUGCUAAUACCGCGAUCAAUACAGCUCCCGCGCCUGUCGUUCGCGCCGCUCCGUUGAAGCCACUUAAGGAACUCAACGGCACACUGCCACCGCCACUGCCGCUGACACUCUCCGCAUCGAACGUCGCAUUAAACGCGUUUGUUCCAGUGGACGGCAAGGCGGCGAGAUCGCACAAGCUGUUACCCGUCUCUGCGAACCAACCUUCGUUCAGGGCGUGGCUGGGGAACGAGGAGAAUACGACGACGGCAACAGCUGUGCGACUGAGCGGCGCCUGCUGCGAAACAGGGUCGCAUGUGCCGUCUGUGGAGCUUCGCAUCGAUAUAUCGUCGCUUGGCGCUGCUGCCGCCGCUGGCGCUGCUGCCGCCGCUACUGGAUCGGAACCACUGGCAUGCUCUGUCGACCUGCAAGCCCUUGGCUCGCUUCUCCGCUCCUGCCUCUCCGCUCUGCAGCUGCACACGUUGGGGGAAAGCUCUGAGAGCCAAAGCUCAAAGGAUAACAGCUGGAUGGAGGGAGAUGGGACGGCUGUGCCUGCAGCUGCCACUGCAACUGCAACAGGAGCAGCUGCGAUGUCAACAGGGCUAAAUGAUAUGUUGCUGGUGCAGGCAAGAGGGCAGGAAUGUGAGAAUGUGAGAGUGAAGGAAGCGGAGGGAGGAGGCGAAGUUUCAGGGUGGGAAGAGAUCCCAGUUUCUCUGCGCCUGCAGCCCCAGCGGCCGCUGUCACCGCUUGCCCCACUGCAAUCCCCCAUGUCAGCCACCUCGGUGCAAGCACUUCCGCCGCUUGUGUUCCAACCACAAUUGAUUUUACCUGGACUAUUGGCAACAGAUAAGACGACGCAUCCUGGCCGUCUGUGGAGCCCCUCGUCUGUUCUGGCCUCACAUUCGCCUGCCUCUGACACAUCAUCAUUGGAGGGAAGCCCUGCCACGUCAGCCGUCUUCCCCAUGAUCGCGCAAUCCCAGCUUGCUGCAAUUAGCGGCGGCAGCACCGCAGCCAGCGCAACCAUCCCGCGCCGCUGGUCGCGGCGGGAUUUGCCUGGCCUCAUUCGCCAGCAGCAGAUCCCUAGACUCUCGCCGCGCGUUCCAGUGCAACUCGAUGCGCAUUUCGCAAAGCCGACUCGGGCGGUUUCGGUGCAAGCUCGAGCGUCCCUCCCCACCGCCGAUGAACCUUCCGCAUUCGAUCCAUCUUCACACUUGAUUCCGCAACAGGGUAACUUGGACGGCUCAGAUUUCACCGCGCCCGAGCAGCUAGUCGCGGAUGGCCUUCUCUCGCGACGUUCUCUCGUGGCGCUCUCAUCCGCCGCACUUACCACUUCCUUACUCGCACCGCCCUCCACGUCAGCUUCCCCAGAUUCCACGUCACUCUCGCUAGGCCCUGCCGUAAUUCCCCCUUGCCCUCCGGGAUCCACGGUGGAGAUUCAAAUCGGGGAUAACUGCGGACUUGGAGUCGCGAUUUACCCUGAUUUCAGCUACAGCCCCGGCGGCGUUUCCGGGGGAGGCGGCUCGGGAACCGCGACGGAUUUAACCGACGGGUCGGAUCGCGUUGAGAUAGUUUUCGACCCGCAGACUCUAAACAUUCCCCCGUUGCGGUACGAUACGACGCGGUUCCUCGGGCUUCCGCUGCCCCCGCCGCUUAAGAUUGACAUCGCUCCCGCGGCGCUAAGGGGCUACCUCGAGAGGUCGACUGGCAAGGUGGAGCUGACCUUCAUCUCUAAAUUCUUCUUCACAGCAGGACCCAUCUACACCGCACCACCGCUUACUGUAGAAACCAUUUUAACCACCGAAAGCUCUGCUGGGCCCAUACCUUCUCCGUCCCGAACAGCAGCAGCAGCAGCAGCAGCAGCAGCAGCAGCAGCAGCAGCAGCAGCAGCAGCAACAGCAGCAGAAACAGCAGCAGACACGGCAGGCUCCCCCGUUACAGCCACGCAGACCCCAGGCUUCAUUGAGGCAACGAUUGCAGCAGGGCCACACGGGAAGCUAGACGAGUACCUGCCAGUGGUAGACCUGCUGCUGAAUGUGAGGAAGGUGCUGGCGGAGGCAAUGAUUGCAGCAGGGCCACAUGGGAAACUGGACGAGUACCUACCGGUGGUAGACCUGCUGCUGAACGUGAGGAAGGUGCUGGCGGAGGUGAUGAUUGCGGCUGGGCCACACGGGAAACUGGACGAGUACCUAACGGUGGUAGACCUGCUGCUGAACGUGAGGAAGGUGCUGGCGGAGAUCGAGGCAAUGAUCGCAGCAGGGCCUCAUGGCAAGCUAGACGAGUAUCUGCCGGUGGUUGAUCUGCUGCUGAACGUGCGGAAGGUGCUGGCGGAGGUGGGGGAGAAGGAGUCUGGGCGCCGGGCGGACAUGCUGCUGCGGACGGCCAUGGAGGAUUUGGAUUACGAACUGAGAGACAUUCUGAAGAGGCGCAGCAAGCAAGCCUCAGCGCGUUUUUCAGUGGACGAGCUCAAGAGGUUAUUCCAGGCGGAGUUCCUGCAUGUGGGGAGUGGGGAGGCGGCAGGGGAAGGGGGGGAGGAGAAGGGGGAGGGGCGGGAGGGCAGGGGGGGGAGGGAAGGGAGAGGAGGGGCGGAUGGGGAGGAUGAGGGACUUUUGAGUCCAGGGGAAAGGGGAGAGGGGAGGGGGGGGAGGAGGGAGGGGAGAAAAGAAGGGGACCGGGAAGAGGAUGAGAAGGCUGGGGGGGAAGGGGAGGAGGAGGAGGGGAGGAGGAAAGAGAGGAGGAAGGUUCCUGAGUUGUUUCCUGUGAGCACGGGGCGGUGGUUGAAUGAGGCGGCUGGGAGGAUGGUGCAAGGAGGGGCGGGAGGAAAGUGCGUGGAAGCUUACAGGUCUGUGCGCGUGGAGGCAGUUAAAGCCCUGAUGGAUGAACUGAAGCUGGAAGAUGUGUUGAGUCCGGGAGUGAUUCACGAGGCACCGUGGAGGGUGCUGGAGCAGGCUUCCAAGGAGUGGGUGCAGGCUGCAUAUAUCAUUGGAGCGUUGAUAAUUCCCAUGGAGCAUCAAACGGCCAACGAGGCUUGGAAGGGCAUGGACACGCAGAGGCGUGCCGCCCUAAGGGGCGUGCUGGAGGACGGCGGCGUCGGGCGGCGGGUUUUGUUUCUAGCGGACGUGCUGAGGGCGAUCGUGUCACGGCAGAUGGCAGAGCAGCUGUUCUCGCUGCUGGACGCUUAUCAAGUGGUUCAGGAGAUCAUGCCCGAGCUCGCUGCCACCUUUCAGGAUCUGAAGGUCAGCAAUGUCUGGGGGGCGUGUGAGGGCCUGCCGCUGCUGCUGGGGCGAGCAGUGGCAGCAUGCUUCCAGCGACUCAAGCUCUUACUGGAAGACUCUGCUGCUUCUAAUCUUGCUGAUGCCAUGCGGAAACCCGUUCCCGCCAAGAAGGCAGCUUUGAGCUUCCUCACCCGCAGCGCAACCAGCAACAGCAGCACAGCAGUGGCACCAGACGAGUCGGUGUAUGAGAUUGUGCCGCGAGGAGGCGCUGUGGACUCAAUCACGAGCUAUGUGGCCAACUACAUUCGCAGCUACAUGCAGCGGCAAGGCAGACGAAGCUACGUGGAUUCCCUCACAUCUCUCUUCUCUCUUCUCGAGGCCCAUCCAGACGAAGACCCAAGCUCCCUGACUUCAGAUUUCGCCCUCCUCUCCCUCCCCGCCUCCUCCUCCCUCUCCCCUCUCGCCUCCUCCAAUCCAAUCGCUGCCGCCGCCGCCGCUGCCACAAUGAACGCCACGUCAGCAUCUGCCAUGUCAGCAAACGGGAGGGCGCUAGGUGGCGGGAGGAGCCUGGAGAGCGAGACAGCUCAGCUGGUGAUGGCUUUAAGGAGGAACCUAGAGAUUAGAGCAAGGCUUUACCCUGAGGAGGAGUUACAGCAACUAUUCCUUAUGAACAACCUCAAUUAUCUCGUCAAGUCUAUGAACGACUGGCACGGGUGGCACGCACAGGGCAUUGAAAAGAACCUCUCUGCUGUGAGAAGGGAGGGUGCCAAGGAUCUAAUGGUAGCGUUAGCAGACCUGCAUGACGACCGGGUGGUGCAGCAACACGCAGGGGCAUUCCAGUCACUCGCUCUCCUCAAGGUCAUGACUGCCCUGAGCACCAAUGAGGAUGCGGUUCAGCCCACGCACAGAACUGCUGCUGACUAUGUCAAGGCGGAGAUGCAACGCUUAAAGCGGUUCAACUCGGCGUUUGAGGAGCUGCAAGAGAGGCAGAGGCACUGGACGACCCCUGACGAUGGGCUGAGGCGGAAGAUUCGGGCCAAGUGGGCGACGAGCAUCAAGGAGCGGUACAGGAAGAUGCUGCUGCCUUACUGGGAUGACUUGACAUCAUGCAAGUUCUAUGCCUUCACACCAGAAAGAGUAGAAGAAAUCAUUCAGCACACUUUCUUCAUGGACCCUUCCGACUAA
Messenger RNA from Closterium sp. Naga37s-1, 4815 nucleotides. The record is from the annotation of a GenBank genome assembly. Lineage: Eukaryota; Viridiplantae; Streptophyta; Zygnematophyceae; Desmidiales; Closteriaceae.